AAAGAGAGAGAAAGAGAGAGACGCAUUAAGAUCGCGAUUUCAAUGCGCUACUCCGUAACUCUCUGACGUUCCACAUCGAGCAACCUUUCCUAUUCUCUCUCUUUUCCAGUGUACGGAGGCGUGUUCGUUAUCCCCACUAGUUUGUCCUUCCACCCUUUCCUCGUUGCUUGGUGUCCCCUCCUAUCUUGCCCGGCGACAAGCAUUCCAGGAACCAUGGACUCUACAUCGCUUUUCUCUUUCGUUCUUGUUCCUAUGAAGCGCCUGACGAAGGUUUAAAGCACUCUUCCUCUUCUUUCCUUCUUCGCCUCGCAGCUUCUCUCACUCCUCAUCAUCGUCGAUGUGACGUCGUCGUCAUCGCCGCCGUCGUCGUGAUCGUCGUUGCCGUCGUCGUGUCGUUGUCAGAACGCUCUUCUCCCCAGCAACGAGACUUUUCCUCUCCUCUCUCUCUCUCUCUCUCUUUCUUUCUUUCUCUAUUACCCCUAUAUUUCUCCUUCUUUCGACUGACGUACACGUAUCCCACUCUGUAUUUCUCACAUAGCCGGUGAACGACGAGGUGUUAGUCACUUCAAGGACGUUGCUGUAAUUGGGAUAGGUCGGAUAGACGCGUCGGUUGGGGAGGAGAGAGGGUUGCACUGGUGGAGAGAGGAUUUCGAGUAUCGAGCAACAUGGAGGAAGGUGCGGUGGUUCUCCGAUAGUGCUCUCAGCGAUAGGCUAGAGGAGUGAGCGGUACGACAGCAGCGCCACAGGAGGAGAAGGAUCGUCGUAUUAGUCUCUUUCUGUUUGUCCCUCUUUCUCUCUCUCUCUCUCUCUCUCUCUCUCUCUCUCUCUCUCUCUCUCUAUUUCUUUCUUUUCUUCCUUUCUCUCUUUCUCUCUCUCUCUCUCUCUCUCUCUCUCUCUCUCUCUCUCUAACUCCUAUCCUCUUAUGUCCCGCUUUCUUCUCUACACCCGCACGCACUUGCUUUUUCGUUCUCGCCUUUGUUCGAUGCGAAGCAUAUCCGCCACAACCGCUACCGCCACCGCCACCGUUGCCACCCCCGUCACAACCACCACCGUCGCCACGUACAGGAACAAACCACAGGACAUUUUAUUAGAGGUUCGAAACAGUUCAAGAAGAUACAAGUGUUUAUCUAAGAAAAGAUCUUUUGGAGGAGGAUGCUUGGCAGUUGGGGUUGGGAAGAAGUAUUGGAGUUGGGAGAGGGAACAACACCCCUGUUACAAAACUGUCAGAGAAGAGAAAGUCCAGAUUCGACACAUCCUGUUCCAGAUAGUCGGGUGCUGAGGUAUGCUCCCAGCCGAUGUCACCCCCCCGCCAGCGUCAAUUCAUCACAGUACAGCUUGCAGCCUCCUCUCGACUGUACAGACUAGCAGCGUGAGGUGGCAAAAAUGCUGACUGCUCAUUCUGAGAUGCAUGAAAAACGAGGUCCCUUAGGAGGUGGACAAUAUGGAGCAGGCGGGGGUGGUGGCACUUCGAUUGAAGAGAAAUGUAUUCAAGAACAACCACCCCCGCCUCCUGCUCCUCCACAAAGGGAUCCAUCAGAUCCAACAAUUAGCGCUAAAAAACUUCCAAAGAAACGAAAAUUUGAUCCAUCGGAACUCGAAGAAAUGGAUAAAUGUAGUAAUGUAACAAGCAACGUUAAUAAUAUGAUAAAUACGCGUGCACCAAACGUAUCUAUUGCUUGUUUAGUUCAACAUUCAAGUUUGGCUAAUCGACAGUCUCCGCAACAACAAGAAGCAGACUGUUACCAAGUGUCAACACCAUCGGUGGUAGUUUUACCUCCUCAGAGUACAGCUGUAGAUUAUUCUUUAAGAGAAGAACCUAUGCGUGCUCGUCCUCGACCUGCUACGGUUGCUAUUGAUCUCAGUGAGUGGCGUGACCACAGAGUGUUAGCUUUAAGGGAUUCAUGUUAUUAUCCAGGUGUUAUUCGUAAUGUGAUUCAUGGAGAGAUUCUCAUAGAAUUUGAUGGAGAAAGGAAGUUAGUGCGUUAUAGUGAUGUUUUAGGUGCAGGAAGGUAUGAUGUGAUAGGGGAUGCUAGCCCCUCUUUAGGGCAAGUGACUUUAGAUGCAAAAGUUUGCAUUAGAUGUCCAACAGCAAAUAGUCACAUAGACGCAUUAACUAAAGUGUUUGUGAAAGGGACAGUGUGCAAGAUAUUAACAAAGCCUAAUCGUUUUGUUGUUAAAAUACCAAGAGAAGACGAUCAGAGUGAUAGUUAUGUAGUGAAACGUGCAGACCUGCGUUUGGUGCAACCUCCUUGGUGGGAUGAAUUAGAAGAAGGACUGGAAGAUAUUGACUCUAACAGAGUUGAAGCAGUUGAUCAUGGAUAUAGAAAUUCUGUGGAAGCUUCAACAGCAGUGUCAAUUUUACAAAUCCAUCAUACUCCUCACCAUGCAUCUCAUAUAUCUACGCAUAAUGACACAACUGGUUAUUAUAGAACAACUGGUACUAGUCCUCUUAUGACAUUAGGGACUCUUGCACAUUCUGCUAGUACAGCAUUAAGUAACGGAAGCCGACCAUAUGACGAACUAGAAAGUGAAGAUGACUUGGAUAGAGAAAAUAUUACAUUUCCUUCAGAUGCAGAUGCAAAAUUAUCAGGAAGUAGUAAACGAAGCAGUAUGCAGAGCAGAGGAAGUACCAGCAGUUUAGUUGAGCAACGCAGUAUAACACCGCGUUCUCAGGCAGCCACACCCAGAUCUCAGGCGGCUACGCCACAUAAGUAUAAAAAGGGUGAUGUAGUGUCUAUGCCCAACGGAAUUAUGAAAAAAUUCAAUGGGAAACAGUGGCGUAGACUUUGUGGUAAAGAAGGAUGUUUAAAAGAAAGUCAAAGGAGAGGAUUCUGUUCCCGACAUCUCAAUCUGAAAGGAUCUUGCCUUAGAGGCCCGACAAAUGCGUUUCCUGGUGGAAAAAUUGAUGGAGAAGAAACAUCAAGAGGUUCUGAUACUUCUCCAAACUAUGGAGAUAGAAGAAUCGCAGGACGCUUUGAUCAAGAUGAGACUGAAGCUGCUAACAUGCUUGUAUCUUUAGGAAGCUCUAGAUCAGCUACACCAGCCUUUUCAUCGCCAACAGGUCAAUCUUCCAUAUCACCGUGUAUAAAUCAGUCUCCAGUACCACCGUUAGGCCUUAACCAAAAUAAUGUAUUUAUGCCUAUUUCGAGUCCUGCACAUCAUGCAGCCCCCUUAAUCUCGCCUAGCGCAAAAUGGAAGCAUUCUCCUACGCAGUCAAAUUUUUUGGUUCAAUAUCAGCAGCAAGUAAUUAAACCUGAACCAAAUCGAAUGGUUAGACCAAGUCGACCAGCUCCUACUGCUCCUGUUCCAGCAAGUAUAGGGACAAGUGUAAUAAGAAUCUCUCCAGUGAGUCGUGGAAUGCCUGGACAAAAUUUAACUUUGUCGUGGUCAGAACAAAGUCCACCACCAAGACAUCCAUCAGUCGUAACGUCUAUAGCUCAACAACAACAAGGAAUUAUAUUGCAGCAUGCAUUGACAUCAAGCAACAAUUUUCCUAAUCAUUCUGAAGUUCCUGAACAGAAUACACAACUUCUAAAACCAUCGCACUCACCUCAUAUGUCUUUAUCUGCUCCGCCACCGCAAAAUUUGACUCUUCUACAUAAGCCACAAGAACAACCAGUUGAUUAUGCACAGACAGCACAGCCACAAAAUCAGCCAAUUUAUGUGAUGCAACAUCAGCACGAAAAGAAGUACCUUGUUAUCAAAAAUAAUAUAGAUAUCUCUACGGCAGGACAUAUAGGUAUUCAAGAUGAUAAAUAUAGACAAGGUUUAAUGAAUCAUUUGGCACAGCUUCCAGCAUCGUUACAUCAAAAUCAAUGUCAAUCAUCUCAGACUCCUGCUGUGUCCGUCCAUAUCGAUAAACUCUCUGUUUUACAACAAACUAAUAAGAUUGGGAUACAUACAUCCGCACAUAUGGAUGUACAAAGGAAUUCAGCACCAUCCACGAACGUUGUAAUGUCAGCCGCAACAGAAGUUACUAAUCCAUCAACUCCUACCAGUGUCUUCCAGCAUGUAAUCGUUCAGCCUGGACAUCUAAUACAGAUCCCGAAAGCUCAACCUCCUAGAGAAGAAAAUUCAAAAAAUAAUGGAGUCCUAUAUGGCAGCCAUGAUGUUCCUUCCGCAUACCAGCCCCAUCCCCCAUCAUUACUGAAUAAUGCAGUGCGCAACUGGAAAAAAGCUUUCUCCUGGCAAACAACAGUUUUGGAUCAAUCAGAGGUGAGUCCUCCACCAUCUGCUCUCAGUCCACCAUUAAGUGCACCACCGAUUCCAAUAAGUAUCAAUACAUCCGGCGAGGAUGGCUCAGCACCAGGUGCAGAUCAAAUUACUCCUGCUGAAGAAGAAGAUGAUGAUGUUUUUGAACCAGAACCGACAACACCCGCAGAGAUCGAAAUUAAUACUAAUAAAAGGCGUAGUCAAUCCCUUAGUGCUUUGCAUUCCAAGGAGCCACAGAGUCCACUAAAGACAAAGGAUAGAAUACGUCGACCAAUGAACGCAUUUAUGAUAUUUUCGAAACGGCAUCGCGCAGUUGUGCACCAAAGACAUCCGAAUCAAGAUAAUCGCACUGUAUCUAAGAUUUUGGGAGAAUGGUGGUAUGCUCUGGGCCCUGAAGAGAAACAAAAGUAUCAUGAUCUUGCGUCUGAAGUUAAGGAGGCACAUUUCAAAGCACACCCAGAUUGGAAAUGGUGUAGCAAGGAUAGAAGAAAAUCGUCCACUACAAGCUUUAAGGGUAGCGACUCUAGAGGAAAAUUAAAUAGUACUGGAGAAGAAACAGAUAUGGGACCACCGACGGAAGAUGUACCUUUAACGCCAAGAGGAACAGACGAGGUGUCUGUUCCGGUUACGACGGUAUAUACAGAAACUCCUACUAUUGAGAUUAUUAAUCAGACACAUGCACCACAUCGUAUUUUGGACAUACCUUUACAAAUUGAUACUACCGAACCUGAAUCGAAACAAGACGAAGACGCUAAUGGAUCAGACGAUGAUCAAAUGGUUAUUUGCGAAGAUCCUCAACCAGAAAUAGAUUUGAAAUGUAAAGAUAAAUUGACUGAUAGUGACAAUGAUGCACAAGAGGAAGAUAUGGACAAAAAAUCUUUUAAUCAAUCGCAAUUUUCACCUGUUAGUGGGCAAAAAAGAGAUGGAGUGAAUGUCAAACAGGAAAUAACUUGUAGACCUAAACCUAUAAAAGCACGAAUACCAUCAACAAGUAUAGAAACCACAACCAAGUAUCAUCAUACUUCCAUUGAUAAAGGUGGCACAGUAUCAGUUUUAUCAAGCACUUAUCCUUAUCAUAGUCCGAUAAAUCCAACAGGAGUAUCAGGAUUUCAACCUACGGGUGGUGCAUUUAUAACCAUGCCAGUGUCACCGAAAGUUAUAAAACCGGAACCAGUGAAAAAUGAACAACAAUAUAGUACUCAAUAUAGCAUGAGUAGUCUAGUAGCGAACAUUCAUACUGACAAUGGAAGAAACAUACCUAAAUUUACAGCUGCUCCUGUGCUACAUUCAAUUGGAACGAAACCUAUGAUGGCUCUGUUAAAACAACAGCAGCCGUUGCAGUCUUUAGCCACUACCGCUCAUCCCCUUACUUCUGCUGUCCCUUCUCAACCACCGUUCACUCUUACAUUGCUUGAUAACAAUUUGGUGGCUAUUUCCAAACCACAGCAGGGACCGCAGUACCUUGGCCCUACAACACCGCAUCCCCGGAUGUAUUGCGGCUUCAAUAUACCUAUCUCCGAUGCUGGAAGCCGCAAUAUAUCUUCGCAAAAUUUGAUCUCCGGUACCAAGGUUGAAGCACAAAGUGUUAUCGUGAGCAAACAUUAUCCAGUUUCUACAAAUUCUACAACAUCGCCUUAUAGAGGAAUCAGUCAUUCUAUCGCACGUUUAGCAGAAUCUGAUAAAAAUGAUACCCAAACAGCGUCGAAUCAUGCUCAAUUUUAUGGGAGCAAUAUAAAAAGUGAGCAAGAUAGGAAAGAUACAGGCAACGUUCUUCUAACAUCUUCAAAUGAUAAACUUAAACAACCACUUACACCACAUACACCGCAUACGCCUCAUAGCAGUCACAUUAAUAAUGAACAUUCAUCAAAUAAAUCAUAUUCUGUAGAUGAAGAUCCAAAUAGCGAUAUAGGAUCAAAUAAAGGUCCUUUUAUGCUAGCACCGACACCAGCUCAACUUGGAAGAGCACCAUUGCAAAGAAGACAAUUAAUGGCAAUGCCCUCCACAACAACCACAGGAGAACAUGGACUUUCAGUGUCUCAACAACGUUCUGACCAAAGUCGACCACAGGGAAAUACUUCUCAAUCUUCCGAAUCGAUGCAACAACAAAAUAUAUCGGAGUCUCGUACAUCCCCAUCCCCUUCAACUAAAAAAGGCUCCUUCUUCAAAAAGAAUGUCGAAGAUGGUAUGGAUAGGGUUCUUGAACAAGUAAAUUUUCAAGAGAAAUUUUCAUCGUUACCAGAAUUUAAACCGGAAGAUAUACAGAGCCCAAGUGCAAUCACUAUAAAUACUCCAGGUUCUUCUGGUCAUAGCACUGUUACUUCCGGAUUACACUCAUCAAAUUUACAAGCAUCGAUGCAAGGUUAUCGGAAGAAAUCUCAAGGACCUCAUAGAAGUAACUUAAACGAAGAUGAUAUUGAUUCUGAUGCGUCAGUGUCCGCUACGCCGAAAUCAACUUCGAGUGUCAAAUUGACGGGAACUACAUUCUUUGGUCCAGAUUUUAAUAUCGACGCAUAUAGACUUAAUACAGAUAUAGCAGGAGAAGUAGAAGAUACUUCUCCGCGGACACCAAAAACGCCUGUAGGAGGUGUAGGAAAUGCAGUAGGGAUUGGUAGAAAUGAAAAUGAACGUGGUCAUAGGAGAAUGUUGGAACAACGGAGACAUCUUGUGAUGCAAUUAUUUCGGGAACAUGGAUAUUUCCCUUCAACACAUGCUACCUCUACGUUUCAAGCAAAACAUUCUGAUAUAUUUCCUAACAAGACGAGUUUACAAUUGAAAAUUAGAGAGGUCAGACAAAAAUUAAAAGCUAAUUCAACUCCGAUGAGCGCUAACAGUUUAGUUAGCCCGCUGCCUGUUUCUGAAUCCUCGCCUAAUGUGACUGGACCAUUGACUGCUCCUCCUACGUCGAUGGGAGCACCACAUUCACUGCCUGUAAGCAGUAGUGGUAGCUAGCGCCCACGUGCCAACUGUGAUACUGUGCAUCCCAUUACUCCACAACACGAGUAUAUCAUUAUACUUUGAAAAUGAAAGCGAUGGCUUGAUAAAAUCGCUAUUAUGCCAUUUCUUCGGAAUAUGUAAAAUACAGCAAGGCUUUAGUGCAAUUAGAACCUUUGUGUAAUCUGGUGAAAAUAAGAUGUAGAUGAAAACAUGACGAAAGGCGACAAGGCGUGUUAAUAUCCAGGCAUCGGUAAUAUUUUUAUGUUGUAUAUAAUAUUGAACUACUAUCGACCGCUUUUUAAAGUCAUAUCAGUUAACUUAUUAUAUUAAUGUUUUCAAAUAUAUUCAUUUUUAUCGAAUACGAAAUGCCGAAUCAGAUAUUUGUACAACAGAUGAAUUACAAUAGGUUACUGAUUACAAUAUUUAUGACUAAAUUAGGUGUUAAAGAUUUAAUUAUUAUUAAAGAUUUAAUAUACUUCUUACUGUUGUGAAAGAAGAUAAUCAGUUUAUUUGUAAUCGUAAUUUAAAGUACUUUUUAAUCCUCUUUGUUACUUAAUUUUUGUAACAAAAAAAAAAAGAUAUGAAAUUCUCCCCAAAUACAUUGCCAAU
This is a messenger RNA of Vespa mandarinia (Asian giant hornet), 7755 nucleotides long. It is a transcript of the gene cic, whose product is annotated as Putative transcription factor capicua. The record is from RefSeq and is a predicted model, not a curated record. Gene Ontology annotation, molecular function: DNA-binding transcription factor activity, RNA polymerase II-specific; RNA polymerase II transcription regulatory region sequence-specific DNA binding. NCBI's taxonomy places the organism in Eukaryota, Metazoa, Arthropoda, Insecta, Hymenoptera, Vespidae. Gene Ontology annotation, cellular component: nucleus. Gene Ontology annotation, biological process: regulation of transcription by RNA polymerase II.